AUGCGUGUAUCAAAGCCUGUGAGUUCCACCGACUUGACCCUCGGGUCUCACGCGGUGCGGCUCACAGGUCAUGAGGAAAGUGUUCCCCUUUCCUUAUGGGUGGUUUUGGUGAUAAGAUUACCAGAGAUUUCAUGUCUCUGGCUAAAAAGCGACCCAGACUUCAAUUUAAGGCACAAACGUGACGCAGCGGAGGAAAUUAUUUUGGAAAGUUCUGGCCUAGGAACAAUAAAAAAUCUACGGCUCAAAAUAAGAAGUAUAAGAUGUACAUAUAACCAGGAAGUAACAAAAAUUAACAAGUCAAAGUCUACAGGAUCUGGUACUGCAAAUGUUUAUGUUCCAAAACUGCAGUGGUUUGAGUAUGCGGACAAUUUUUUGAAAAAAAAUAAUGAUGGUGUUAAACAAUCAGAAACAAAUCUAUUCACAACACCUUCAAACUGUUCAAACGAUGCUGAAACAAUUGUUGGUGGCACAAAUAACAAUGCUGAAAUAAUUACUACAGAGCCCGAAAGUGUAUGCAACACUGAUAUACUAAAUGAUACGAAUACAUCUCCAGCUCAAUUAGCAAAGCGCGUGAAGAAAAAAAGUGGACAAAAUUCAAAUAAAAAGUCAAAGAUUGAUUCCUCGUUAGAUAAUGCUGUUGAAACACUAAGAGCUGUAUGCAAACUAAAAGCAACAACUAAUGAAUUUAAUAUUUUUAGCAAUCAUGUAGCGGCUCAAUUGGAAAAAUUACCACUAAGGCAAGCAUUGGAAUGCCAAGAAAAGAUACAGAGCAUGUUGACUAGUGCCCGAUUGAACAUGAUAUCUAGACCAUUAUCACCAGUAUUAAGCGAAACAUCUCAAACAUUUGAUGAUGAUUAUGAUGUUUUAAGUACAGAUAAUGAUACAAUUGAAAUUGUGCCACGCUUCGCUCACCCUAUAAAUGAACCACAGGAUAAUGCACAACUGUAUUAUAAUAACUGGACUGAUAAUGAUUGUUAAUUGUUAAUUUCAUAAAAUUAUC
Molecule: messenger RNA, 1000 nt
Organism: Acyrthosiphon pisum (pea aphid)
Lineage: Eukaryota; Metazoa; Arthropoda; Insecta; Hemiptera; Aphididae
Exons: 4
Coding region: 1-978 (325 amino acids)
Source: RefSeq, a predicted model, not a curated record